Molecule: messenger RNA, 1164 nt
Organism: Rhinolophus ferrumequinum (greater horseshoe bat)
Lineage: Eukaryota; Metazoa; Chordata; Mammalia; Chiroptera; Rhinolophidae
Product: neuroendocrine secretory protein 55
Exons: 1
Coding region: 407-1126 (239 amino acids)
Biological process (GO): response to parathyroid hormone
Source: RefSeq, a predicted model, not a curated record
CGGGCGCGCAACUUUGCAGAACCUCUCCACCCCGUCUGUCCUCGCCUCAGUCUCCUCUUUCCUCUCCCAGGCGAGAGGACCAGCGGAGGCACCUCUCCCGGGUCUUAGACCGCAGAGUCUGAGACUUGGAGAGAGGAGCCCGGGAGGAGAUACUUUUCCUCCCGUUUCCCCAUCCCUUCUUUUUUGCUCAGAGAGGCAAGCAGAGGCGCGGAGCUUUAGAAAGUUGAGUGGUCAGGAAGGUAGGUUCUUCCUUUUUUGCCCUUACCCCGAGGUGGGACUGGGACCUCCGGACCCAGCUUCUCACCUCGUAAGGUGCACCUUUUUCGGCUCUAGCAGCCAAUGCGCGUCGGAGCCGCUCUCUGCAGAGCCAGAGGGCGGGUGGGCUUCUCGGUGUGUGCCUAAGAGAAUGGAUCGUAGGUCCCGGGCUCAGCAGUGGCGCCGAGCUCGCCACAAUUACAGCGAUCUGUGCCCACCCAUUGGCCGCCGGGCAGCCACCGCGCUCCUCUGGCUCUCCUGCUCCAUCGCGCUCCUCCGCGCCCUCGCCACCUCCAACGCCCGCGCCCAGCAGCGCGCGGCCGCCCAGCAGCGCCGGAGCUUCCUUAACGCCCACCACCGCUCCGCUGCCCAGGUGUUCCCCGAGCCCCCCGACUCUGACCAAGAGCAGGAGGAAACAGACCUCGACCUGUCCCUCCCCGAGUGCCUGGAGUACGAGGAAGAGUUCGACUACGAAUCCGAGACCGAAUCUGAAAUCGAGUCCGAGACCGACUUCGAGACCGAGCCUGAGACCGCCCCCACCACUGAGCCCGAGACCGAGCCCGAGGACGAGCGCGGCCCCGUGGUGCCCAAGCACAGCACCGUGGGCCAGUCUCUCACCGAACGCCUCCAAGCUCUGAGGCUGCGGAGCCCCGACGCCUCUCCUAGUCGCGCGCAGUCCAGCACUCGGGAGCCCCAGAGCCCCAGAGAGGGGGAGCAGCCCGAGGACAAGGAUCCGAGGGACCCCGAAGAGUCCGAGCAGCCAAAAGAGGAGAAGCAGAAGCGCCGCUGCAAGCCCAAGAAGCCCACUCGCCGCGACCCAUCCCCGGAGUCCCCUUCCAAAAGGGGCCCCAUCCCCAUCCGGCGUCACUAAUGGAGGACGCCGUCCAGAUUCUCCUUGUUUUCUUUGAU